CCUAAACACUCAGAGUAGCUGGAGAAGCGAAAGAGAAGUGAAGCCAGAGGAUCAACAGGCAGCCUGACACUCAGAGAGACUUAUUGAAAAAGUCUGCGAAGAAUGGGAAUGACUUUGGUUACUUUUCGAUCAAGACAACUCGCUGUCAUGUGGAUGUACUUCAGCCGACUUCUGUUGUUGAUGCUCUAAACAUGGCAGGUCUCUCAGCAGCACAGAGCCAAGGGAGGCUGUCUGGAGAGGAUUAUCAAGACCAACAAUGAGAAAACUUUCUGCUUUAUAGAGGAGAUACGUCUGCAAAGAUGAACCCUGAAUCUCUGGACUCGUCCAUCCAGGGUGCUCUCUCGGCCCUCUUCCCACCCUUCGAGGCCACAGCACCCAUCGUCCUCUGUCAGCUGUUUCGCACCAUAGAGGAGCGUUACCAUGGUGAUGCGUUACACUGUCUGCUGGACUUCCUCAUCCCAUCCAAACACCUGCUGGAGAGCGUCCAACAGGCAGCAUGUGCUGGAUACUCUGAUGUGGUUUUCCGCUGUGAGGGCUGGCCUCUGUGUCUCCAUGACAAGACCGUCAUCCAGUUAGCGCCCGUGAACCCUCUGCUGCUGCGUCCUGGAGACUUCUAUCUGCAGGUGGAACCUUUCGGGGACCAAGCGGCUCGCGUUGUCCUCAAAAGUCUCCUGGAGGAGGGUUGUCGAGAAGUGGAGGAGACCCCCGUCCCCGAGACCUCCUACCCCUGCAUCUUCACCGAGGAAUGGCUGCGGGACAUCAAUGAAGGACGCCAAGGCACUCCUCUGUCACGUUGCUUGCUUUGCACGGAUCAAGGGGUGAUCAAGUUGCCCUGGGCUAAAAUCGCCAUCCCAGAGUUUUUAGACAAGCCUAAGAUCAUGCCUACUUAUCGGGAAGCUCCACCUGAACCAAAACAGAUCGCAGUUCCCACCCAUUUCAACUCCUCCACCCUCCCGAUGGAAGCCAUUUUUCUUCCUGCGAAAGACAGGAUGCCAUCAUCUUUGAGAUCUGCGGACAAACUUGUCAAAAUGGAUUAUGAAAGACGAACCCCCAAAUCAUGCUCCAGGCCUUUAAUCAAACCUGUUGGUUGGGUUUCUCCUAACACCUGGGACAGUCGUAACUAUCGAGAGAUUGAGGGCGAUUAUGUAGACCUGGUGGAUAUUGCCAAAGGGAAGGAGUUUGUGGAUAAACAGAGAGGCAGCCAUCCACAUCCACCUAAUUCAGCUUUGUUUAAACCUGUCAGACCACCGCCACCUGUACCACUUGGUGUUCCCUGUGGACGCACCCUUCAGUGUAAAGACGAGCCUUGCACGCCAUGCAGCCAGAGACAGCUGGGGCAUGAGCCCACUGAUCACGACUUGAAGUGUCGGUACAGAGACUCGUACGUGGCAGCACUGAGAAACCCAGUCGCUUUUGAGAGGGGGAGCGUAGACUUCCUGGCCGCCCUGGAGGAGGUCGGCCUUUGCGAAGAGUGCGAGCUAAGACCCAAGGGUGCAUUUGAAGCUCAAAGAGACGAACUUGGAAACUUUUGCAACCACUGUAAUAAACCUGUGUUAAGUAAGGAGCUCUGCCAAUACAGACACGGCUGUGAACCAACAGCAGAGUCUCACCUCAAAGACCUUCCCACGAGUUCUGAAUCAGAAAACCUCAUGAAGGAAUCACCCACGAUUUUGAAAUCAACCCCAGGAUUGAGCCAGAGUCAUAAGGUUCAGAUGAAACUUAUUUCCCACCAGUCGGGACACAAUGCCAGCGUGCAUCCAGAUGGUGACGUUCAACCACAUCAGAAAGUGGAGGUUGUGACGCCAUCGGGAAAACACAAAGUCAAGGUUAGGUCUCUGUCCACUGUGUCGGAGACUUCUAAAGGGAGUCCACUUCUCUAUAAAGUCAACAACAGGAGCCACAGUGACAUCUGCCCGGAGACAAUCAGCAGCAUAAUGCAGUGUAAGAAAAGUGAACUGUUGGAUCAGGUGACCUUGAAGCUGGAAAGACUGAAGACCCUUAAAAAAGACUCACAGUCAAGUAGGAGUGAAACUCCCUCCGCCGCAGAUGGACCAGACUCCAAACUCCAUCACUCAAAGACAGAAAAGCCAUCUCCUGCACAAGUUCAACUACCUUCUGCAGGUUCUGACUCUCCUCAGCCUCCACAAACCAAGGAAUCAGGCUUGAGAGGCGUCAGUGGUCUGCUUGAACUGGGCAUUAUUAGUCUGCCAGGCAGCAGGGACAGGACAGGCAGGGCGGUGGUGGAGGUCCACGGUGGCAGAAAGGAGUGGACUUCCCCUCUUGUGUCAGCCCAGACUGUCUGUGAAUUACUGCUCUACUUACUCUCCAUACCAAGGAAAGAAGUGCGAGAGCUGGGAAUGACUCUGGUCAUCAAUGCCAGGAAGAAGCCUCCUUCACCUCACCUCUACAAAGCUCUGCUGAUGGCCCAGGAGCAAGCUCUCCAUGCCGUCCACAGUAUCGUGAUGCUGGUGGAUAAAGACACUUGUCCUCGACCUGAAAAACAGCCAGGGUUACAGAUGGACAUAGUGACUUCUAUGAAAGCCCUCAACAAGACAGUCGAAGCUUCCCAGCUGACCUCUGACUUGGGAGGGACCUUUACUUACAGUCAUACCGACUGGCUGCAGUUCCAUCAGAGACUGGUUUCUUUCAUGACUGAGCUACGAGGGGCAGACAGCUUGUUGCAGAAGGCCAUCAAGAAAGUGGACGGCAGCAAAAAGAUAGACACCGCCCAGGAAGUGCAGCAAUGCAUCGAGGAACAGAGGGCCUCAAUGAAAGAGGUGCUGGAAGACACUCGACUGGUGACUCUGCAAAGAGAAGGAGGAGCUUUACUGGCCAGAAUGAGGAGGGAGGAGUUCAGAUUUCCACAGUCUGAGGACUACAGAGAUGCUCUGGAGUCAGUGACCAGUCUGUACAACCAGGUGGAGGAGAAGCUCCACACUCUGGUGAUGAGGUCAAAUGAGUCACUGCAGCACCUGGAGUUUCUCUUCAGGCUCCGAGAGAUGGAGGCCAACAUUAGCACGGCUGGGAUGUGGUUCAACACAGAAGGCGAACAGGGACUGAAGGACUCUUACAUAACAGACGAUACCCUGGUGUGCACUGAAAAGGCCUUGCAGGACUUUGAUGUUUUUUUCACUCAGUCUAAGGAGAAACAACAGUACGCCCUGACCCUAGUGACGGAGGCAGAGGGACUUGUUGGCACGAGUGAUUCCUGUCCUGCUACAGAUGUUUUUCGGACUCUGGUCAGCACUUUCAAAUCCAAUAUGGAUGACUUUAUGUUGCGUGCAGAACGGAGGCACAAAGAACUGGACAAACUGGUGCAUGUGCACCGCUUCUGUGAACAGGCGUCUGGCCUGGCCACAGAAUGCACUCCUUUUUUGGAGCAGGUAGAGCAGGGGUGUUACUCAGCUCAGGCCCUGAAAACACUCCAGAUGUAUGAAGAGAGAUUAGGUGGGGAAUUCUCCACCCAGCACUUCCAGGCUCUGAAAGCUAAGGCCUGUGCCGUGGGAUCAGGGGCCUCGGGGGUGAUGGGAGUGUGGAAUUCAGCCUGGGUCCGGUGCCAAGAAGUUAGGCAGCGUCUUGAGGAGAUGCAAAAGAAGGAGAGGGGAGUAGAUAAGAACCAGAUCCAGCGGGGCACAGCUGCAAACCUUCAAGGGGAAGAUGGAGGAGUGGAGAAGGAGGACAAGAGGAGUGAGGUGGGGGAGGAUGAAUGCCUCCUGACCCUGCAGCCGACCUCUCAGGAAGAGGUAGUCAAUAUCUCAGAAGGUGAAGGAGAAAGCACCGCUGCUGCGUGCUUCAACCUCCAUUUAAAACCUGACUUGAAAGGAGAAUCUCAAGCGCAGAAAUUACCUGAAGCAGCAGUUCAAAAUGAGAAAAAAAUUAAAAUUUUCCCCCCACAAAACACUGACUGUCAUCCAGAAAGCAAACAGAGGCCAAGAGUGCACAACAGCGAGGCAGAUCUGAGGAGCAGACACUCAGUUGGAGGGGGCAAUGAUUUUCCAUCGCACCAACCUUUGGGUCGGUCCCUGAGCGAGGGCUCGAAUGCGAGCUCUCAUUUGACGAGCAUCUCGGGUUUUUCACCUUUGAAUGUAAGGCACAAACACUGUCAGAGCGGAACACCGCUGCUGGAACUGAAUCCGCAGCCCGUCCAGAAUCUGCCUGUUUCCCAUAACGAGAGUUUACGGUCAGGAAACCUAAGCUGCGACUCAAAAGGAGACAGUAAUGAAGAGGAGGGUGGAGGAUGCACAGUCUCCACCCAGAGCCCUAAAGAGUCAAGGACCCAAGAGACAUUACUCACACCAGCAGAAAACAAUGGCAGCAAUGUUUUGAAGCUGCGGAGGAUCAUGGAGGAGCUGCUGUCCACAGAGAGGGAGUACGUGAAGGCUCUGGGUUACGUUCGAGAGCACUACUUCCCCGAGCUGGAGAGGCCCGACGUCCCUCAGGACCUCAGGGGCCAGCGGGGGAGCAUCUUCGGCAACUUAGAGAAACUCCACGACUUCCACCGACAUCACUUCCUGGAUGAGCUGGAGAGCUGCGUGAACGAACCCUUCAGAGUGGGACGCUGCUUCCUACGCCAUAGAGAGAACUUUGCUUUGUAUGCCCUUUACAGCAAGAACAAACCACAGUCUGAUAGUCUUCUCAUCAAUCAUGGACAGGCUUUCUUCAAGCAAAAGCAGCUGAAGCUGGGGGAUAAGAUGGACCUGUGGUCGUACCUGCUGAAGCCCGUGCAGCGGAUCAGUAAGUACAGCCUGCUGCUGCAGGACAUGAUGAGGGAGUGCGGUCCGGGACAGACCAGAGAGAUGGCUGAGGUCAAGGCCGCCCUGGAGGUCGUCCACUUCCAGCUCCGCCACGGAAACAACCUGCUGGCCAUGGACGCCAUCCACCACUGUGACGUUAAUCUGAAGGAGCAGGGGCAGCUGAUACGCCAGGAUGAGUUCUUGGUGACAUUCAGGAAGAAAAAAUGUUUACGCCACAUUUUCCUCUUUCAAGAGCUCAUUCUCUUUAGCAAAACCAGGAAGACGGACGUAGGAAAUGAGACAUACAUCUACAAACAGUCUUUCAAGACGUCCGAUGUGGGCAUGACCCAGAACAGCGGUGACAGUGGCCUGUGUUUUGAGAUCUGGUUCAGGAAGCGGAAAACCCAGGACACGUACACACUUCAAGCAGACAGCCGGGAGGUGAAGGACGCCUGGGCCAAGGCCCUGGAGCGGAUCCUGUGGGAGCAGGCAGUACACAACAGAGAGGUCCGUAUGCAGGAGAGAGUGUUCAUGGGUAUUGGAAACAAGCCCUUCAUGGACAUCAAGCCCAGUGAUGCAGCUAUCAGUGACAGAGCCGUCAACUACGUACUGGUGGGAAGAGAAAACAGGGUGCUCUCCUCUGUGGGAUCACGCGGUUCACAGGACGGGCUUCCUGGUGGUCGGCCAAAAUCGGUUGGUUCAGGAAGCAGCUCGUCUUCCUCCUCUUCCUCUGGAAGAGGUUCCCUGUCCCCCGUGGGAUACAUGUGUGGGCCAAAGCGGAGGUCAGGUCUUGGAGGAUACGUAUCGCCUCCUGGAGCUCUGGAGGAGGACGACCUGGACCAUGAGACUGGGAGUCACAACUUAUUGUUGGACAGCUCCGAGUCGUCAGGAGAGAGCGUGAGCGGCUUCAGCAGCUCCAGUCACAGCUACCACUCUGCUGUCGGAGGAGAGGUGGAGGACGUGAUCACUGUUAAAGACGCAGCGGUCGCUCACGGAGCUGAAGCCUCUGCAGUCGUCCACAAACCAAAUGCUCUGGCAGGAUUCCCAGAAAAAAUCCAACCACCAGUUGCACCCAAACCCAAGAUCAAACCACCAUACCAGGCCCAGGAUCUGUCCUGUGGCAAGGUUCAAAACACUAGCGUUGGAAAAUCCACUGAGGUUUGACCUGUGAUACGGUUGAAGAUUUGGCGGCAACCCAAGAAAAGCCGUCUGUUGAGGUCAUGCGUUGAAGAUGAAACUAUUUAAACAUUUUAUACCGGCUGUUACUGUAAUCCAUUACCACUCUGUAAAUAGAUGUUCUUUUUGUAAUCUCACCACUAAAACAAUAGGUCUGUAAAUGUGAUACUUAAAGGGUGCUACGUUUUGAAAUGCGUAACUGACAUGGCUUUGCAUAGUGCGCUGUAAAUCAGUCUAGUUUCAUACUGUAGCUCAUACAAAGGAUCAUAGAGUCGCUGCUUACCUGCUAUUCAUAACAUCAUUGUUGAACUUUACAGUAGUCAAAGAAUGUGGCUCAAUAAUCCUGGUAGCUUUUACAAGCAUGCACCAUCCUGAUCCCAGAGGAGUGUGUCACACAAAGGCAGUUAACACCAUUUAUGCCACCUUUAUUUUUGCCUUUUCUGCAGUUUUAUCAAACUUAAUCACAACAUGUGUCUUACUUAUUUCCUCAAAAAUCAAACACAUUCAUUCUGUCCUUUCUUUUGAUUAACCGUUUUGUAUAAACUAAUAUGUUACUGGAAUGGAGAUAUGUAACACUUGUAUGGCUUUUUAUUUGAAAUACAGAACAUUUGCAGUGAUGAUGAAUAUGUUGGCUUUUAUCUGUGAUUUUAUUUGCACCACAACUAUAUUUUUUUUCAUAAUAAACUUCCAACAACA
Molecule: messenger RNA, 6605 nt
Organism: Sebastes umbrosus (honeycomb rockfish)
Lineage: Eukaryota; Metazoa; Chordata; Actinopteri; Perciformes; Sebastidae
Exons: 24
Coding region: 300-5897 (1865 amino acids)
Molecular function (GO): guanyl-nucleotide exchange factor activity
Source: RefSeq, a predicted model, not a curated record